AAGCCAGUCCGGCUUCGGCAUUCCGAUCGUUCAUAUCUUCCAGCUACACUCCUCGUGCCGUACAAACAUCAACAAUAUUUGACAUCAUCAAUAUCCAACGGGACUCAUAAGUCAUCACCACCUCACACCAUACGCCAGGAUAGAAGAUGUCGUCUUACACGGAUUACGAGGAGUGUUUCGCUUUUGAUAGGGAUGAUCCUGACUUCGACAAUAACAACGUGUGCAACAUCAACAUCAAUAUAUCUACGCCUCUUAAUAACGGAAUAAUGUCAGUGGCGAGUGUGCAUCCUGUGAGCGGGUUGACCAACAGGAGUCAGUCCUACACUUCAGUGAGUUCCUUGGACGAUGUGACCUCUUACUGUCCGUCCGAACACGUCCUUUCCAUCGAGGAAUUGAGACUCCAGCUGAAUUCCUGCUUUACAUGUGGAGUCUCGUGGACGGAAGAUCACGUUUCCCUGGAUUGCUCCGAAUGCGGCGGCUACAGCUUGGAAAGGCCUUGUCCUCUCUGCGACGGACACUGUUCUGCAGUUUGGAAGAGGGACCUCACCAUGUCCCACGCCUGCGGUAAAGCCCGUUGGGAGGGUUGCUGCACCCUCCUCAAGCCCCAGGACGACGAGACACGGUUAUGCAACAGACUAGAGAAGCUGACUGCAAGUUCUUGAUCAUCUUCCUUGUAAAUAAAUACAGCUAACAUCUGCAUGGCAACGAUUCGAUCGCCUUCCCUAUAAACUUUCAACGUCUUCAGUAAAAGUCUGCCAUGUCUUUCGAAUGCUUUACUUUUGAUCGGUUGAUUACAAAAAAAACCGCAUUAUUUCCUUUUAAUUUAAAAAAAAACUUAAAAACAUUCAAUUCAUAAAAUCCAAAUACUCUUUGGGUCUGGGAAGAAAAACAUGCAAUUAUUUGUACCUCAAUAUUGUGUAUAAUUGACUCUGUAUUUUUUCCCCUGUGCUUUUUCUCCACAUAGAUUUAUGCUAGUUACUUAAAACAAAGACUUUUAGCCCAAAUUGUACAAUUUAAUUUAAUACGUUAAAGGAAACACUCUCAUCUGUGUAUGCAGUGAAGACUAUGUCUCAACCAUUGAGUCGUAUUUAUUUAUAAGUAUUAGAACAGACCGAUAGGACAUCCAAAUUGUUAUAUUUAUUUUUAAGCCUCUUUAGUAUCUUAUGUGAAAAAUGGAUAUGGUACACAGAGAUGGCUAUGUACAUACGAUUCGAGAGGCAGUAAAUACUGGACUCUGUGUCUAGUCGUGUCUAAGACUUAUCUUUCUACUUUAGUUUGUUACCAACAUUAAAGCCGAUGAUUUUUAUACUGCAUUUAGUUUAGAUUUUAGUUAGUGGAAUUUU
Molecule: messenger RNA, 1343 nt
Organism: Cimex lectularius (bed bug)
Lineage: Eukaryota; Metazoa; Arthropoda; Insecta; Hemiptera; Cimicidae
Gene: Pino
Product: protein pinocchio
Exons: 4
Coding region: 147-662 (171 amino acids)
Source: RefSeq, a predicted model, not a curated record